UUGUAGUACGAUUCAGUCCACGAAGUACCCUCAACCUAUCGAUAUCGUGUCCCCCUGUCAGUCGCGUCUCCGGUGUUUGGUCUCUUUCUCUCGCUCUUCCGUUCCUAUGACCGCAGCAACCCAACCGUACCCGGUUCAGCACAAGAAAAUUGUAUCCUCGGUCGGUACUGAUCAUUUCCACGUCGGGCGGAUCACGAUGUCCUGCCUUAUCCGUCUGUAGCUAUGCAGAUCGCUGCAGGUUCCCGCGAGUUGACCACUUGGAUACGGUGGAUCCCAGCGAGGGAAGCGGCGUUCUUCGGUAAAAAGUUCAGGAAUAAAGUGCAACAGAGGGAUGCCGGCCCAGCUUAAGAUCGCAGAAGUCGAAGAUUUGGAGCUAACGAAGUGCUGCAAAAGUGUAACUAAAGUCAUGAGAAACAAGUGCUACUUAUUAUGAUACGAAUGUGUAAAUUCGAUUGCAUCAAAGCGGUUAACGCGUCACUGGAGGCUCUUUACAAAUAAGAAAUGUUUAAUAAGCUGCUUUAUACGUUGUAGCAUUUUUGUUGUUUUGUCUGUGAAGUUUGUUUUAUUUGCUCAAAUUUCUAUCUUAUACAUACUGGAUCGUCAUAGGAUCAACGACUGCAACCAUAACGACGGUAACGAACCUCAGGAAGGGGGAGCUAUGUAUAUAUCAUGCGAGAGUGCCGGUAGUACAACUUCCAUGGAGCCGGAAACGGGAUACGUUCCGAACAAUCCCCUGUUCGGAGUGCCCCUCGACAGUCCGCAGGAAUGUCCAUCUUCUUGCGGUGGAAGCGGCUGUUCUAGCUGCCAGGAGAACACAUCUCUACCAUUGUCAGGGCUACCCGGAUCGGAUUUCGUCGAUUGCGGAAACUGUCUCGACCACAACGGUGCGCUCAGUUCACAAACGAACCUAGGUAAUUACUGGAGCGAAGACAUGAGCUCAUUCCCGGGACUGCCACCGUUGGACAUCGAUCCGCUGCCCAGCCUGUUUCCCUUUUCGCCGUGCGGUGCUAGUUACAAUAGACCGGAACGGCCAACGCACGACGUCGCGGAUGUGCUGCUGUCCCUUAAGCAUGCUGUCCUGAAGCAAAGUCCUGAUCCGCAGCAGAUGCAGACAGCGUCUCCAGGAUUUGUCCCUCCGCAGGCGUCACUUUCGUACACUGUUCACCCGCAGGUGCUUCUCUCGCCCGUAGGCCAUCAUAAUCACAAUUCGCACUACAGUCAAGCUCAAUCUCAGAGUGGAUCGUACCCCUCGAGCUACUACGAAUCGUCCUGUGCACAACAUCCGGCGCCAAUCUAUCCGAGCAUGAGUGUGAACGUUAGCAUGAACAUGACGAUGCACGGUUACGGCGCGGACGGAACGAUGCCCAUGCAGUGUCCCCAGGUUCAGUGGGGCCAUCAAACGCCAUCGUCCUCGGUUAAUGUACUUUAUCCGCCGCUGCUCAGCCCAGUGCCAUACCCGGCCGGUGCUACUUACUCGUUCACGGCGGACUUCAGGCCACAAAGUCAAACGCAGAAUCUGUCCCCUAUACUGGAAGCAUCCAAAAGCUCUAGCCUACAGUCGCAUCAUCAGAAGCCAUACUACCAGCAAGGUGCCGACUACUCCCCACCAAAGAGCCCACAAGAAUUCGAACAAACUGAUUUUCAUCUGAAAAUGAAGACAGAGAAGUCUUUGGGCAUAAGCUUUGAAGACGAAGAUGGAAGCGGAAGUGACGGCCAGAACGGUGACAACAAACCUAACCUAUGUCGGCUGUGUGGGAAAACAUAUGCUCGACCAAGUACGCUUAAAACGCACCUCCGAACGCACUCCGGAGAACGACCCUACCGAUGUUCGGACUGUAGUAAGAGUUUCAGCCAGGCGGCCAAUCUUGCCGCCCACAUCCGAACCCACACCGGACAGAAACCGUUCCGAUGUCCCAUAUGCGAUAGGCGAUUUUCACAGAGUUCCAGUGUGACGACGCACAUGCGCACCCAUUCAGGCGAACGUCCGUAUCGAUGUAGGGCUUGCAAAAAAGCAUUCAGCGAUAGCUCAACUCUCACAAAGCACUUGAGGAUACACAGUGGCGAAAAGCCCUACCAGUGUAAACUGUGUUUGCUGAGAUUCUCCCAAUCCGGCAAUCUUAACCGACACAUGCGCGUUCAUGGAACCAAUGGUCAAGCACUGGUAACAUGACAGCAGCAAAAACAAACGCAGCAACCGCUUCACCCACCCGGGAUCUUUGCCCAUCCGUACGCUCAACCGCAGAACACUCUUCACCACUACAGUCGCACAUCGUCUACGUUGACUACCGCUGGGGAAUCCUCCGCUGCGGCAUCGGCAGGCCAGUCAACGGCCACAAACUACUCAAGCAGCGCUGGUUUGUUCCCACCGAGUGCGACAGCAGCCAGUGUUAGCAAUAGCCCCUAUAAUGGUUUCAAUUUCAAACCAUUCCCACCGCCACCAUCCCACCAUAUGUCCUACUUUGAAGAGUAUCACCAUUAUCAACAGCAGCGCAACAAGUACGAUGAUAUGAACCUGUUUAGGAACAAUUUUGUAAAUAUAUUUUAAGCUCUACCGAUUUCUUCUCACCAUGUGAGCAUCCAUCACUCCAUUUGCAGUCCCUUAUACAUAUUCUAGCAGCUCUGAUUGUCAAAUAUUUGUCCGCCAACACUAACCGAUAAUUCUAGUCAGCUAUUGCCAACCAUAACCGUAUAAAAUGCAGACACUCACACAGCAACACAUUACAAAAGGCUAACUAAAAUCGAUGAAGCAAAAAUUUGUAGCGUAAGCACGCAGCUAAUUGUUGUCUGUAUGUUUCACUUAAUGCAAGUAAAUGGCAAAAAAAUGAUGGAACAAUGUGUGUGGUUCAUACCAUCUUUAUCGGAAAUAAAACUGAUAUUUAACAACAA
Topomyia yanbarensis is the source of this 2886-nucleotide messenger RNA. Its product is annotated as protein glass. The record is from RefSeq and is a predicted model, not a curated record. Gene Ontology annotation, cellular component: nucleus. Bases 659 to 2170 code for a protein of 503 amino acids. NCBI's taxonomy places the organism in Eukaryota, Metazoa, Arthropoda, Insecta, Diptera, Culicidae. The transcript has 6 exons.